Molecule: messenger RNA, 1665 nt
Organism: Micromonas commoda
Lineage: Eukaryota; Viridiplantae; Chlorophyta; Mamiellophyceae; Mamiellales; Mamiellaceae
Gene: LOLT
Product: pyridoxal phosphate dependent aminotransferase
Exons: 1
Coding region: 1-1665 (554 amino acids)
Source: RefSeq, a predicted model, not a curated record
AUGCUCAGCAAAGCGGCGCAGAUGAUGCGAACGGCGCGGCUAAAACUCGCCGAAUACAUCAGAGCAAGGAGGGAGGAUGUUGCAUUGGUUGAAAACUGCACAGCAGCAACUACCUCAAUCCUUCGCGCAGUCGGUAUUCGCCCAGGCGAUACAAUUAUUUGCCUUAGCACCGCGUAUGGGAUGGUGAAAAACUGCAUCAAAUACUACGCUCAACACGCAAGCGCAGAAGUUAUUACAAUUGAGGUGGAGUUUUUUGGGCGGGAAACAGGGCCGUGUGGUCCUGAUGGAAACUCUCUCGAGUCAGCUCUUGCACAAAUAAUUGAUGCCACUGCUGAAAGAGGUUCACGUAUUCCCCUCGUUACAUUUGACUACAUAUCAUCUUGUCCCGGCGUAAUCAUGCCAAUCUGCACGUUAGCCAACACAUGCAAAGCUCGUGGGAUUCCGUGCCUUCUUGACGGAGCUCACGUUCUGGGUCAAGUACGACUUAACUGCCAUGCUCUGGAGGCUGCAGGAGUCACAUAUUUCAUGGCCGACGCACACAAAUGGUUGUUCAGUCCGAAAGGCAGUGCAUUUCUUUGGGUGACCAACCGAUUACAAGAUGAUGUGCACCCACCGGCUGUCGGAGCUGUUUGCUCUAAUUCUCCAUCUACUAAUUUUGAUCCAGCUGCUGUCCAUGGGUUGUCAGACUUUGAGCACCGUUUUCAGUAUACUGGUACGCGCGACUACACCCCGUUGAUUGCAGUGUAUGACGCGUUGCUCUUUCGAGGAAGAGUUGGCGAAAGCUUGAUCUUGAGGUACAAUCAUGACCUUGCCGUAUGGUCGCAAGAGUGGCUAGCUUCCUUGUGGGGUACGGAAACGUUAAUCCCCAGGGUAUGCACAGGAUUCAUGGCGCACGUCAGACUACCAGUCACCUCAGCUGCUGCUGCAAGGCUUCUUAAAAAUAUGCUGGAGGUGGAAAUGUCAAUCCACGUUAUGACCUUCACUCUACCGGCACGUUCACGUUCAGGCGAGACGCAACAAACACAUUGGAUACGACCCUGCAUGCAGCUUUUCGUCUGCAGACAAGAUGUCUACGCCUUGGGAUAUGCCGUUUUGAAAUUGGCUCCAAAAUGUGAACGGGUGGCAAUCCUUGGAGCGACUUGGGUUGUUAAAACGCGCCAAUCCGCCAAGAAAAGGUGCGAAACUGAAAUUGACACACCUGCGACGGAACAGGCGGACACAGGUCAUAAGGUCACCAUGGGAUUUUCUCUGAUACCGAGAAUGGGCACACGUCUACACAUGGACUCAGACCAUGAUUUGAAUAGUAACAUCAAUCGAUGCCGGAUCUUACCUGCGCUGUGUGACGUCGCCGCCGUUGCCAAGUAUUCUGCUGGACAUCUCGGCGGUAUUGUGCCAGUCAAUUCAGGGGCUGAUCAUGUCUCUUACCCAUCACUUUCGCCGGAAAUGCAAGGUCCUACAAUGCCUCCACUCAGUCUCACAGGUUCUGAGAAAAUAAGGGACGCAGAUGAGGGUGUCGGACGUUCCCCAUUGUCUGUCAUUGACAUCAUGAGCAGCAGCGUGGCUUCAAGUGGCGGAACCCCGAUUGACGGUUCAGGUUUCUCUCAUCCAAGAUGGCUUUUGCACAACAUGACAUCAAGCAUCGCCAUGCACACUGCGAGAAGCUAA